CUCGCACCUCCGGCUUCCCUCUCGCCGCUUCCCUGCACUCCCGCCGCCCUCUCCUCCCUCGCUCCCUCUUCCCGGCCGCCGCGAACCCUCCACGAUGCCGCCGAAGUUCGACCCCUCGCAGGUCGUCGACGUCUACGUCCGUGUGACCGGCGGCGAGGUCGGCGCGGCCAGCUCCCUGGCCCCCAAGAUCGGGCCCCUCGGCCUCUCCCCGAAGAAGAUCGGUGAGGACAUCGCCAAGGAGACCGCCAAGGACUGGAAGGGCCUCCGGGUCACCGUGAAGCUCACCGUCCAGAACCGGCAGGCCAAGGUCUCGGUGGUCCCGUCCGCGGCCGCCCUCGUGAUCAAGGCCCUCAAGGAGCCCGAGCGCGACCGGAAGAAGACCAAGAACAUCAAGCACAACGGCAACAUCUCGCUCGACGACGUCAUCGAGAUCGCCAAGGUGAUGAAGCCGAGGUCCAUGGCCAAGGAUCUCAGCGGGACGGUGAAGGAGAUCCUCGGGACGUGCGUGUCCGUCGGGUGUACGGUCGACGGGAAGGACCCCAAGGAUCUGCAGGAGGAGAUUUCAGACGGCGACGUCGAGAUUCCCCUGGAUUGAUUGGAAAAAAAUAGGUCGCUCUGUUUUUUUUUAGCCUCUUUCUCAUUUUUUGUGUUUAAGUUCGGUUUUGGAGGAUUUUACUACCUGUGUUGCUCGGGUCAUGUUCCAAGAAGAUUAAUAGAUUCAUGAUUUUCGGAUUUCAUGUGGUGAUGCUGUAAGUCUAGUGUUUUACUAGUGAUAAGGGAUGUCGGGACGUAAUUUAAAUCAUUAUAUGGUGUUGUAUUUUCAAGGCUCUUGCUCAUUUUGUUUCUGUUUGU
Molecule: messenger RNA, 852 nt
Organism: Eucalyptus grandis
Lineage: Eukaryota; Viridiplantae; Streptophyta; Magnoliopsida; Myrtales; Myrtaceae
Product: 60S ribosomal protein L12
Exons: 1
Coding region: 95-595 (166 amino acids)
Biological process (GO): translation
Cellular component (GO): ribosome; cytosolic large ribosomal subunit
Molecular function (GO): structural constituent of ribosome; large ribosomal subunit rRNA binding
Source: RefSeq, a predicted model, not a curated record